AUGACGUCCAGCAAUCCGAAUCCGCAUCAGGGCAGCCCGCCGUCGCUGCCCGCCAUGCCCAACACCCCUGCGUCGCCGCCGAACAAACGCGACCUCAAGUCGUGGUGGAAGAACUUCAAGCUGCCGACCAAGCACCAGGAAACGUCUCAGCAGGGCAUAUUUGGUGUUCCUCUCCGACAGAGCAUAACAUACGCAAAUGUUGCCAUCUCUCUUGUUGAUGAGAAUGGAAAGAGCUACAUUUACGGCUAUGUUCCUAUUGUAGUCGCUAAAUGCGGUGUCUUCUUGAAGGAAAAGGCUACUGGUAUUGAAGGCAUCUUCCGAUUGAGUGGUUCCGAGAAACGAAUCAAAGAGCUCAAGACGAUUUUCGAUUCGCCUGAUCGAUAUGGCAAGGGGCUCGUUUGGGAAGGCUAUACCGUUCACGAUGCUGCCAACGUGCUCCGGAGAUAUCUCAACGAUUUACCCGAACCCGUAGUACCCCUAGACCUAUACGAAAAGUUCCGCGACCCCCUUCGUGGAGCUACAAAGCAAGCAGUUGGAGAUACCGAGGGUCCGCAAUUUGUUGAGAAUUUUGAUGAGAGGGCAGCCAUUGUGAAAUACCAGAAGCUGAUUACGGAACUGCCUCCGCUUAACAAGCAGUUGCUUCUCUACAUCCUGGAUCUGCUGGCCGUAUUUGCCGCCAAGUCUGACGAAAACCGCAUGAAUUCGCAGAACCUAGCUGCCAUUUUCCAGCCCGGCAUGCUAUCCCACCCCUCGCAUGCCAUGGCACCUGAAGAGUAUCGCCUAAAUCAAUGCGUCAUCAUUUUUCUCAUCGAAAAUCAAGACCACUUCCUCAUUGGGAUGCAGGGCACCGAGGCAGACGAGACAAUGAUGCAGCAAGUGGCCUCUGGGACGACGCCCAACCCCCCGCGUACGCCGAACCAAGAUCGAAAUUCGGGGUUGGGGAGAACGGCUUCCAACGCCAGUGCUGGUGCCGAGAGCAUCCGCAAAGAUGGCUUGAUUCGACGAAAUAGAUCCGUGUCCUCCAGGCACUCCAGGGUUGAUGGUGCCGUCACCCCCAACAGCCCGGCCUUGGCUGCAACGCCCACUGGUGGUGGUUUGGCUAGAAGCAAUACCGUACCGUCCAAGAAGUCACCGGCUCUGGUAGGGGGCAAAUUCAAAAAGAAUGAGAACCCUGGUCGCGCACCACAUUCACCAGCCUUGGAGCCGCUGACACCGGCUCGCCUACCUCAGCAGGACGUCAUUGAUACCCCCUACAGAGCUGCUACGCCGACCCCAUCACAUACGACUUUCGACUCAAUGCACCUCGCCCCCGAUCGCAUACUAUCAGCUGGUCGAAGCCAAGAGAGGCUGUUGGACGUCCCGCACGACAACUCGGCGUCCUCAAAGCAUCAUCAAAAAUUAGAGCACCUGUUCCAGCGGUCUCCAAACCACGAGAGCAGUAGCGGCGAUAAAAGACAGCCAAACAAGCUCAAGAAGAAACGGAUACCAGGCAGCAUGAGUAUUAGCGCCCAGAGCUCGUGUUCCUCACUCCCACACUCCGCCUCACCAGGCACGGAAGCAGGAAACCCUUUGGAAGCAGCACCUCCUUUUGCACAGCCCAUAACACAGCCCCAACCUCGUCCAAGUACUAUUCCUCAUUCAGUUCCACAGCCAGCGCCUUCUGCUUCGACACCGGCCAUAGACUCUCCAAAGCAGCCGGAUUUGCAUCACCAGCUCUCGACCCCUGUCAUUCACCAGAAUCAGAAUCACAUUGACUCGCAUAAUCACUCGCAUAAUCAUUCGAUUUCACAUUACCAUGAGCAUAACCUUCGACCCGAGGAUGUUUCUGCGCCACGGGGAAAGAAGUCCCCUCCUGCUUCAGUUAAUUCAUCGUUCAAUGACGGAUCGGAUUUUGAGCAGGUGGCUCAAGAGCCCCCCUUGCCGGCAAUCGUUGAGACUGCGGAUAAAGAGAAAAAGAGCAGAUGGAGACUGUCAAGGACGAAGAAAGAUGAUUUCCCAAGCGGGCCGACCAGCCCCAGGGCGUCGCCGCCAGUAUUCAACAUUGGCUCAAACCAUAACGCAGAUGUUAGCACCACAUCGAUUGGAAGUGCCAUUGCCAAGCCUCGCAAGAGCUUCACUGGCGAGAGCACUGAGCAAUUGGGAAGCGUCAGCGAUCGCGCUUACACGUAUGAUAGCUCCAAGGAUGAGAAGGAUGACCCCAAAGGACCUAUUAAAUGGAUCAAGCACAAAUAUCGAGAGGCCAAAGAAGUUGCUGAUCACAAGCGGAACAAAUCCCCGCCUCCUUCAGACGGUCAUCAACCAUUCAACCAGAGUAUGUUGGCACCACGGGGUAAGAGUCUGGAUAUAAAGCGAGAU
Messenger RNA from Trichoderma atroviride IMI 206040, 2355 nucleotides. Lineage: Eukaryota; Fungi; Ascomycota; Sordariomycetes; Hypocreales; Hypocreaceae. The record is from RefSeq and is a predicted model, not a curated record.